Molecule: messenger RNA, 1719 nt
Organism: Malurus melanocephalus (red-backed fairy wren)
Lineage: Eukaryota; Metazoa; Chordata; Aves; Passeriformes; Maluridae
Product: secreted frizzled-related protein 2-like
Exons: 4
Coding region: 40-900 (286 amino acids)
Biological process (GO): negative regulation of canonical Wnt signaling pathway; canonical Wnt signaling pathway; non-canonical Wnt signaling pathway
Molecular function (GO): Wnt-protein binding
Source: RefSeq, a predicted model, not a curated record
UGUCAGCUCCCUGUUCAGCAGCCCAGGGGUCACUGGAAGAUGUUAUUGACUGCAAAAAUACUCGUUUUUGCCGUGAGUGGUUUCCUAAGAGUGGCAACGGGCUUUGACAUUGGAUUAUCCACAAAAUGUGUAGUGAUACCCAAGGAGAUGGGCAUGUGCCACAACAUUGGAUACUCUGAAAUGAGACUUCCCAACCUGAUGGGACACACAAGCAUGGGAGAGGUUAUCCAAAAAUCCACCACCUGGCAGCACCUUGUACACACAGACUGUCACCCUCAYGUGAGGACGUUCCUGUGCUCCCUGUUCGCGCCCAUCUGUUUAGAUACGUUUAUCCAUCCUUGUAGGAGUAUGUGUGUUGCUGUCCGUGACAGCUGUGCCCCUGUGCUCCUCUGCCAUGGACACCCCUGGCCGGACAGCCUGGACUGCAAUCGAUUCCCUGGAGAUGAGGACAUGUGCCUGGCUCCUCUUACUAAGGACCAUAAAUACUUGCAUAAAGUCCUACCGAAGCCUGCCUGCCAGACUUGCCCAGCAGUGGAGGAAUUCUUUACACACAAAAGAGUUCUCGAAGUUUUCUGUGACAGUAACUUUGCAGUGAAAGUAAAGCUUUCCAAGAAGAGAUCAGCAUUUGAUGACCCAGAGUAUAAUAUUGAAUGCCAGGUAGAAUUCAUUAUCCAGGGCUCCCUCUUGCCUUAUGAAACUCAAAGCAUGAUUCAACAGUGGCUACUAAUUAAUGAAAAAUGUACAGAGAGGAUGACUCCAACCCACCGUCCCAUGGUGUAUCUCCUCGUGGGGAAUAUUGAAGAAGGCGUCAUUUUAGUAAACCAGGUCUAUCGCUGGCAGAGGAAGGACUCCCAGCUCACUUUGGCCACUCAGAAGUGGAGAUACCAUAAAUGCUUGUAAAUAUUUAUCAUAUUAUUUGUAAAAAGAUGAUUAUACUUCUCAUGCCAAACCUAUCUUGUAAAUAGGAAUGUAUUAUAAAUUGAAUAUAAAGGUUUAAUUUCCUUUUAAAUUGUAUUGUAAGUUGGACUUAAACCCCAGUGUUAUCAGGCUUCCUUUCUGUAGUGUUACAGCUACUCUCAUCCAGUUUGAAGCUGGACAGCCAUGGAUAAAUACUUCUUCGGGUUAUGAUUUAAAAAAAUUUGUAAUAUGUGCAAACACAGGCAUAAACCAAUUUCAAAUCCAGCUGACUACUUUUAGUGUAUUUGUCUAUACCACCCACUCUACCAUUUUCUCCAGUUACCUAAAUUUUCCCCUGCCUAAUGUUUCAUGAAUCCAUCUCAUUUUCUCCCACUGAUGUAUUUUGAAAGGAGGCAGCCCUCUGCUGGUCGCUUUUGCCGGAAUUAUAGUGGAAUAAAGAGCAUAAUGGCAACUGUAAACAGGGUAUGGCUGGCACCAGUCACAAGAAGAUUCGGUAACUAAGCGUCAUAAAUCAGAUCCCUCCUACUGAAAAGUCCCUUUUCAUUUUCAGAUACAUUAUAAAAGUCAGUGUAUAAAAUAGUUCACCAGUUCUCCAAAUCAUCUGCAGGGAACUAACAAAGUCACAAUAUUUAAAAAAACCCCAAAAAUUAAAAAAGAAAAACAUAUUACCGCAGGCACAAGAUUAGCAUCCUCACGGUAAGUGCAAUACACUGACAUUAAGACUACGUGAGGAUGGACAGAACUUGACUUAAUUUUUGUUUCAUAAAUGUGAAUAAUAAACGCACUGUGAUUGAUAAURCA